This is a messenger RNA of Mangifera indica (mango), 1182 nucleotides long. Its product is annotated as ankyrin repeat-containing protein NPR4-like. The coding region runs from base 1 to 1182 and encodes 393 amino acids. NCBI's taxonomy places the organism in Eukaryota, Viridiplantae, Streptophyta, Magnoliopsida, Sapindales, Anacardiaceae. The record is from RefSeq and is a predicted model, not a curated record. The transcript has 3 exons.
AUGGGGCAGAUUGAUCCACAGAUUCAUAUAUUUCUGAGUAACAUCUUGGAAGAAAAGAGAAAGCAUAAACUUGCUUUCAAACUAGCGGAGACACUGAUAAAAAAAGAUACUUCUUGGGAAGAAACCAUUAAUAAGCAAGUGGUCCCAGAGUCUCCAUUUGAUAAAGACCAGUCUUCAAAAGGAGAAGAUAAGCCAAUCCCGUUAUUGCUGGCGACUGAAAAAGGAAUAGCAGAAAUUGUGAACAAGAUACUAGAAGUAUGUCCCCAGCUAGUUGAGCAUCACAAUGAUCUGGAUCAGAACAUACUGCAUGUGGCAAUUAAGCACCGUCAAUAUAAUAUCUUUAAUCAUGUGAAAAAUAUGGAAAUACCAAUGACAAGGUUAGUCCGAAAGGUUGACAAAAAUGGCUACACCAUCUUGCACCAAGCUGCAGACAUGAAGCCAGAGACUACAAAGCGUCACCCAGCAGGACCUGUAUACCAACUCCAGGAAGAGAUAAAGUGGUACAAACGUGUAAAGGAGAUCAUGCCCGCCCACUACGCCAUGUUUCGCAGCAAGGACGUAAAGAAGACUUGCGAAGAGCUAUUCAAUUCGAAGCACAAUGAACUACUUGGGCAAGCACAGAAUUGGAUAAGAGGCACUUCUCAGUCUUGCUCUGCAGUGGCUGUUCUCGUUGCUACAGUGGUCUUUGCAGCUGCGUACACUGUUCCUGGAGGUUCUAAUGAACAGGGGUAUCCAAUUUUCCUCAACAACACUCUCUUUGAGCUUUUCACAGUCAUGGACGUUAUUGCUUUGGCCUGCUCCUUAACCUCCGUUGUCAUGUUCUUGUCCAUCCUCUCAUCGUCUUAUACGUAUCAUGAAUUCCUCCACGAACUCCCUAGAAAACUCACAAUAGGCUUUUCCUUGCUUUUCAUUUCAUUGGCUACAACAGUGAUUGCAUUCGCAGCAACAUUAUUGCUCAUAGUUCGUUUGGAAAAUCCACAUUGGACCACCAGUCUCAUUUAUACUGCUACAUUUUUUCCUGUCAGCAUAUUUGCACUCAUUAAUUUUCCCAUGUAUGCUGCAUUUGACAAUAUUGUGCUCAAGUUGUAUCAUAGAUUGUCUAAGAAUUGGCGUGUCACAGUCUCCACCGCCCAAGAAGUCAGCUUCCAGACAGGGUUCCUUUGCAGACCAAGGAGCUCCUAA